Salvelinus fontinalis (brook trout) is the source of this 1688-nucleotide messenger RNA. Its product is annotated as ankyrin repeat domain-containing protein 9-like. The coding region runs from base 580 to 1476 and encodes 298 amino acids. The transcript has a single exon. Lineage: Eukaryota; Metazoa; Chordata; Actinopteri; Salmoniformes; Salmonidae. The record is from RefSeq and is a predicted model, not a curated record.
CGUCCUGUACACCGGACGGUUCUGUACGCACUGGGGACAUUCGAUAGGGGGGCGAUAGCACGUCGCCCAAACAAAUCGCUCACUAAACACAUACUUUAAAGUUAACGGCACUUGGAACUGAGGACGUCACAUUUCAUCUCACAUUCACCAUCUCACCGAGUCGUCAUCAGACAGCCAAUGGGGAUAUUUGUUGACGCAGUGAGCGACCAACGAGGGCAGUCGUGAAGGAAGUUCCACUAUCGUUCGUCACCAGCAAAGGUAUAUAAACUGCCGAUGGAGUCUGAAAAGGGUUUGAAGCAAGUCAAUAACAGCGGAAACAUACUGAACACAGACUCCAAGAGCAGCGAGACAGACCGUUACGUUUGCUAUAGGCGUUCAUUUUUAUUUGAAAAACUUUUUGCCGUGUGUAAUACAAGUUCCCUAAAUUCAGCUAUUGAUUAUUUUAUAUAUGUAUAACUGUUGAGAGAGAGAGGGCGCAUCCUGUGUUGAUGUUAACAGAGCUGGCACAGAGGUGCUAGGCUAUACCUUGCAAAAAAAGGUAUAUUCAGAAAUUAAAGGAAUCUGCCGAACACAGUAGCAAUGCCUUACGAUCUAGGUGUGUUUGACAGCCGAGCCGAUUAUAAAUCAGAGAAACAGUGCCAAAGAACCUCCUUUGCCUUCUACCAAGCAGUGCGGGACCUGUUACCAGUAUGGGUGCUCGAGGACAUGCGGACAAUGGAAGUGUUUCAUUGGGAAGAAGGGCGGGCGUGCUCUUUUACUCCACCCGAGGCUUUUCUGUAUGCACUUGUUCACGACCAUCAACAAUACGCCAAAUUCCUCCUCAACAGAUACUCUGUCGGUGCACUGGAGAUGCCCAGUCAAAGCUUCUGCUGCUGCCAAGCAUCAGCAACACCGCAUCUCACAGUAGCUGUCCGCUAUAAUCGUAUUACUAUCCUGAAAAUGAUCAUGGACUCCCUAAAAGACUUCUCUCAUAGUGAGCGCCAGAGCUACUUGAACACCCGUGGAUGUUUUCAUAUGCAAGGAGGCAAAGACGCAUUACAUCUGGCGUCUGAACUGGUGCGCCCUGAGUGUUUGAUUAUGUUACUAGGACACGGUGCAUGUCCUUAUGUCACAGACCGAGAUGGGAACACCCCCUUGGACUGCCUCCUAAAUCAGAUACGCCAGGGCGAGCCUGACAUGCGUAGCAAGCACGUCUGCCUUGGUUACCUCAUUCUCUUCAUGCCAAAAUUCAUUUUUCAAAUGAAGGGACAGUUGCAGAAGAAUCCAGGGCUGUGGCAGAGUCUUAUUGGAGAGCAGGCGUUCCAGUGGCUCUUAGAACUAUCGCCUCCCUCUCUUUUUGUUCAGGCUAUGCAUAAGAUGACCCAGUCUAUACCUGUUAAACAGUUGGACUCUCUGCCAGACUUUCUGAAUCCACUGGACUUCAGGCUACACCAGUAUGCCAGACAAAGAUUCUCUCAGACAAAACUACCUGACUGACUACAGGACUCAAAGGUUUCUUUUUGGCUAUGGUGUGAACGAUUUAUUACAAUGCAGUAUGCAGCUUUGUAAAUAGCAACAACUCAAAGGUUUUCAUUUUGAUGUUUAAAAACAAUGCACUAUAGAAUACACAUCCUGACUUGUCAUACUUUAAAGUAGAGUGAAUUGAAUGUUGCAAUGUAAAUAAGAGUAUUAUUGUGUACACAAGAGAA